Molecule: messenger RNA, 996 nt
Organism: Caenorhabditis elegans
Lineage: Eukaryota; Metazoa; Nematoda; Chromadorea; Rhabditida; Rhabditidae
Gene: srj-5
Product: Serpentine Receptor, class J
Exons: 5
Coding region: 1-996 (331 amino acids)
Source: RefSeq, marked reviewed
AUGAUUUAUAUUAACUGGUAUCAAAAGAAUAUGCCACUAAUUUUUGGCAUUUCGAGUUAUAUUGUUAACCCAUUGUUCAUCUACUUGGUCCUCACCAAGUCCAGUAAGCAAAUGGGUAAAUAUCGCUUUCUACUGAUUGGCUUUGCGGUUUUUGACGUCUUUUAUUCAAUCGCGGAAAUGUUAACGCCUAUUGCUGUGAUUAACACAGGUUAUGGUUUUGUGACAUUCAUCACUGAUGGCCCAUUUUCCGAAAAUGCUAACUAUGCUGUUUCAUCGCGAUGCACGUUCAUCUCAAUGAGCUAUGCACUUCUCAUCAUCCAUUUUGUCUAUCGAUAUCUCAUUUUGUUUUACCCUCACCAAGUGGAUAAGAUGCUUCAACCAUUCGGAAUUCUUGCUAUGAUUGUUCUUACUGCUGGUCACGGAGCAUCGUGGACAUGGCUCUGUGAGGGCUGCUUGUCACCAAAUGAAGAGAUAAGAGACAUGAUACGGCCUGCAUUCUUAGAAAUUCACCACGUCAACUCGGAUAAUAUUUCUCUGUUGACAGGGCAGUAUAGAAACGCUAGUGACUUUGUUGUCUACAAAAGUUUGUUUGGUAUCAUGUCACUUACAUUAUUUUCGAGCUACUGUAUGUGUGUUUAUAUUAUUCUUGGCUAUAAAAUAAUGAAGAAAAUGAAUGAAAACACAAAUAUGAGCUCGAUUAGCGCAACACUGAAUCGGCAACUCUUUAAAGCGCUGGUUGCUCAGACGUGCAUCCCAAUGUUCGCCAGCUUCCUACCAACUGUCAUCGCCUGGUACGCACCGAUGUUUUUGAUCAAUGUUACUUGGUGGAACAACUACAUCUGUAAUGUUGCAUUGGCUGCCUUUCCGUUGAUUGACCCCGCUGUGGUGAUCUACUUCAUUCCAAAUUACAAAAAUACUCUUCUUGUAUGGUUCCGAUUGAAAAAGCCCACAGUAACUGCAGCAUUAACUUCGAUGUUUUCUAUACCAACGAUGUAG